AGCACUUAAGGGGGAAACGACAUUCUUCACAGUUGAUCAGAAAAUAGAUGAAAUUAACAAAGGAGGAUGGGCAGGCUUUUUUGAUGCCAAAACUUUGCUAAAGCAAAGACUCCUGAGCUGCGAGCAGCCAGACUGGGUGUGAAAGACAGGCAGAAGUGGAGGAUGGGAGUGGAGAGAGACUCGGGCUGUGAGUAGAACGGGGAAAACACAGAGGCCUUUAAAAUAAGAACGAGCAGCUAACUUUGCCCAAGAUGUUGAACUGAGCAGGACAUCAGCAAUAUAUAGGGAUGUGGUGUUUUAUUUGGUCGUGGUUUAGUGAAGAGGAAGAGGAUAUUACUUCCUAAAAUGAGGCAACAGUGGUAACAUGCACAGAAUGGGGUCUUGAGAAGCAAUGGCCACAGAAGCCCCUGUGAACAUAGCACCACCUGAACGCAGCGCUGCCGUCAGCUCUGCAGCUGACAGCUUCGUUUGGCAGCCAAACUCACUAAACAUGCACGUCACAAGGCCCAAGUCUGCCAAGGGACGGACACGGCGGAGUCUGCACAAAUCCCAGGGCACAGAGGUGUGCUCUCACCUCAUACCGUCUUCUCCGCCUCCAGCCAUUCCCUGUGAGUCGCCAAGCAGCCAAAAGCCAGUAGCUUGUGCACCCAAAUCUCCAAAACAGGGAGCUUUGGAUGAGAUCCCUGAGUCGCUGCUGCAGCAAGUGUUUCUUGGGGCUUCCUCUUCUCUCAAUAAAUACCCCGUCCUUCCUUCCAUCAGCAGGAAGACCCUGGAGGAGGGGGCUGUGGAGACAGUAGCUGAGCAGGCCAGCUCACUGCAACUGAGCAGCAUCCGGGCUCUUUACCAAAAGGAGGCCUGCACCUUGAAGACAAGUGAAGAAGCUUCCAGAGCUCCAGCUUGUGCCUUGGAGAGGAAAUUCAUCAUGCAAACCAAGAGACAGGACUCCUCCUGGCCCAGAAACCUGGAGGAACCAUCAGACCAAGAACCAAGGCUGCUGCUUGCCGUCAGAUCACCAUCAGGCCAAAGGUUUGUACGGUAUUUCCGGCCAACUGAUGAUUUGCAAACCGUUGUUGCUGUGGCGGAACAAAAGAACAAAACCUCCUAUCGACACUGCAGCAUCGAAACCAUGGAGGUGCCCAGGAGAUGUUUUUCUGACCUCACCAAAUCUCUCCAAGAGUGCAGAAUCCCCCACAAGUCGGUGCUGGGCAUCUCGCAGGAAGACGUGGAGGGGUGGCCCUGAGUCCACAGCCACCCAGCUGGGGUCCUGGGUCUCUGAGCAAGGAGCAUGCUUGGGUGCUGUGGCCUCCCAAGCAGCCCGGUUCCAAGUGCCAUAUGGACCUGGUGCAGCUGGGAUCCUUGGGACUUUUGUCUCCAUAGCACACCCUCUGCAGCAGUGACAUCUGCACCUGCGCCGAGUGCGCUAAGAAGAUUCCCUUCCAGCCGUUCCAUUCCCUCCGCCACAGGAGUGAACUGCAAGUUACCAAGGCUCUUCCUAAAACAGCUAUGGCCACAACUUCUCCUCUCCAGAGUUUUGGGUCCUUCUAAAACAACGGUCCCUUCUGGAGCUCCUGCUUGCCUCUGCAAUGAACUCUGAUUCUCUCCAAGCCAGUGGUUUGCCUUUCUAUACCUGAUGCAGGAUUAAACACAUCCCAAGAGGAUUCUAGUUUGGUAAAUAACCAGGGUUUUAGAAAUAUCUAACUUGCAUUUGUAUUUCUUGCAAGUCUCUUUAAGAACCAGGCAGUUGACCCUGCCUUUGGAAGCAGCCCCUUUGCCGAGCUUCGGUGGUCGGAGUUUCUUGGGGAUUACUAUUUGUGUGAGGUGGCAUCAAAGAGAAGAAUGGGUCUUCUUCUGUCCCAACAUCUCAACAUUUCUAGAAUAGUCCUAGGGCUUCCAAGACGAUGGAUGUGCAGAAUUGUUCUAAAACUGGAAAAGCCAGUGUAAACUGAUUUCUUUUGCUUUCGUCAGUAAUGGAGUCUUUUGUUUUUAAAAUGCACAGAGGCAUAAGUCUGUGCAGGUUUGUGCUAAUGGCCCCCUGGGUUUAGCUGGGUAUGGAUCAAUUGUUUCAUUCCCCAGUUUCAAUGUCUCACCUACUUCACACACGGAAGGUCCUUUGGAGCAAUGCCCCGUUCUCUGAUUUAGAAUCUUCUGGAGGAGGAGGGUCCUCGGUUCGGUGUCACUUUGCUGUCCCUGCGCUGAGAGACUGUGUGCCCAAGCGCCUGGUUGACUGGCAUGAAACGCAUCUGACUACUUUAGCUUGCGCUGCUGUGAAGACCACGGAGUCCUGUUUGUCCAACUCUGAGGUGGUGAUGUGGACAAUUUGCCAAAGUUCUCUCGUACUACAAGUGCAGCCGACCUCCCACGACUCACCCGGAUCGCCUGUGUGGCCAAAUCGUCAUUCAGAGUAGGGAACACUCAGACAUUCUGGGCACCGUGACCCCCAGAGCCCGGCCAUCACAAAGCCCUGAGUCCUGGUACGUGCCUCCACCUCCUAGGUACACAGAGACGGCAGGAAUCAGGGCUUCUAGAAGCAUAUCAAUGUUGCUCCCUCAGCAACAAGUGCAUUUUGUGCACAGAUAAGGCAUGCGGUUAGAAACGUUACUUCUAGCACACUGAUACCUCGCAGUGGAGAUUAGCACCGCAGCCAUUUGCUGAGAAGAAGGCUUGCCUUGCCCUGACUGCGUCCCUCACCACGCAGAUCACUCCGCAAUAGGUCAUUUCUGAAUAUCUUACAAAAUUUCUUCAUACCAUCCUGGUUUGGUCAGCCGCUCCUUUGGAAAGGUCGGCUGGGGCUGGCAGUGCCUUGGGCAGGCCCACACAACUGGCCGCCUCUCCCAGUUACUGACCACAGCAGGAGAACUUGAGCCUGGUGCCAACAGGACGGAAAUUUCACCACCCACCAACUCAACCACGCAUCUCUGCCUCUGAUCUGGGAGGCUGGGGGAGGAGCCUCCCAUAAAAUCACACCUACUCUGUGGUAAGAAUAAAAUCCCACCCACCUGGGACUUGGUAAUUUUUUCCAGACGGGAAAGCUUUAGAAAACUUGAGCAAAAUGGAGCAUGCUUGAAAGAGUUAGAAUCUUUCUGCACUUAGGAGUUUGUUGCUGCUAUUUAGCUUAGAAUUUUGGGUGGUGAAAAAAAAUGGAAGGCAUGAAACACAGAAAUAUCUUAAGAUAUUUUAGGAUAUAUGAAAAAAGCUAGAUUUGAACCAUCAUAAUAAACUUUUUUUUUUUUGGACAAAAGAUGAUGAUACUAACAAUAAAAACCAAUUUGUGUGAAACUGGGUAGAGAAGCGCCUCUUGUGUUUUAGCCUAAGACUCCAACUACCACACACGACUGGACAGAGGGUGUGUUAACCUGAUUGUCAGGUUUCUCCCUGGGAAGGCACUUGGUGUCCUGUUAGAAACAAGUCCUCUCCCCAGACACUGCACAAAGCCUGCUGUUCCUGCUCUCAGCUUCUGUCGUAGCACUUAGCUUGUCUGUACGGGAAGAGUCUUCUGAACUUUUCCUAAAAGUCAUUCCAAGUACUCCAGUAUGGAGGAUUGGUAAGCACAGACUAUAUCAGAACUCAGAGUUCUUGAUGGCUGUACAUGUGGUGUUGCCACUCAGGCGCCCUGGCCUACAUGGGCUCAACUGGCCCAGCACACUAAUCUUGGUGGCCCUGGGUAGUCCAGCCUUGCCCACUUUGUGGUCACAGACCCCAAUCAUUCAUUUUACUGAUGGUCAUUGAGGGCCUACCUGCCACACUUGGUGGCAAGCUUUGGCACCCUAGCAAGAGAGUAUUGGCAAGAAAAUAUGGAACCAACACUGGAUUCUCAACUCAAACCCUACUGCAGUCAGUGGCUUACAGCUUUAGCCAUGAAGGACCCCAGAGUGAGGCUCACACUGUAUCAUUACUGGGUCAUCUCCCCACCUGGAAAUGCGAAGGAAACUCUUGCCCAUCUUUUCUGGUGAUGGUACUAGGAAGCCUGCUCAUUAGGGAUGUGAACUUUGCAUAGGACAAAGCUUCAUGAAAAGUUAUUCCAGUAUAUUCCCUGAUGAAGUCCAAUAGGUAAAUUAGUCUUGGCAGCAGAAGGAACAGCAGUAGAAAUAAGUGACUCAUCAUCUAGAAUCCAAAAAAUUUGCAACAACAGAUGGCAGGUGGUUUUAACACAACAGUCCUUGCCCUGAAAGUACCUGGGGACCCAGCCAACAGCCGUCAAGCCAGUGCAGUCCUGCAGAAGAGAUGGCCUGUGAACAUCACUGUGGGCCCAGAGCUUCGCACAAAAUGCUUCCCAAACUGAGAGCAGCCUUGAGGAGUACCAUUCCAGUUAGUAGCCUUAAAGACUAGGGACAGAUCACCCAAAUUUCAAAAGGAGGCAUUUGAGGAACUAAACUUUGCUUUUGUUCGUGCUCUUACCUGCCAUUUUAAAUGGAAUUCUAAUGUCAAAUAAAGCCACCUUGCCCCAUGGGCCAAAGAAGUUUCGUUUUACACCGUUUUUUAUUAAGGUCUUCUUAAUAAGGUGAU
This is a messenger RNA of Lemur catta (Ring-tailed lemur), 4503 nucleotides long. RefSeq names its product UBX domain protein 10 (gene UBXN10). The transcript is spliced from 2 exons. Gene Ontology annotation, molecular function: protein binding. The record is from RefSeq and is a predicted model, not a curated record. Bases 392 to 1240 code for a protein of 282 amino acids. NCBI's taxonomy places the organism in Eukaryota, Metazoa, Chordata, Mammalia, Primates, Lemuridae.